Messenger RNA from Pygocentrus nattereri (red-bellied piranha), 1722 nucleotides. RefSeq names its product single-strand-selective monofunctional uracil-DNA glycosylase 1 (gene smug1). Gene Ontology annotation, molecular function: single-strand selective uracil DNA N-glycosylase activity; oxidized pyrimidine nucleobase lesion DNA N-glycosylase activity. The coding region runs from base 27 to 893 and encodes 288 amino acids. Lineage: Eukaryota; Metazoa; Chordata; Actinopteri; Characiformes; Serrasalmidae. Gene Ontology annotation, biological process: base-excision repair. The transcript has 3 exons. The record is from RefSeq and is a predicted model, not a curated record.
UCGUUGCCGGAAAGCUACAUCGAAGAAUGAUAAAGCAUGAUUGCUCGAGUAGGCUGGAUAAUGGAGAUGCAGAGCAGGAGGGGAAAGUCCAAACAGCAGACCCCAGCACACUCAGGACUGCCACCUCGAUGCCAGAUGGCUUUUUCCAGAGCACCACUGCAGCAGCCUGCUUUCUUCAGGCUGAGCUGGAGCUCAAUGCUCGUCUGCGAACUCUGACCUUUGGAGAUCCAAUACGAUACACCUACAACCCACUGGAGUAUGCAUGGGACACACAUCGCUGCUAUGUGGAAACGUACUGCCACAGCGGCCAAAGCGUUCUCUUUCUGGGAAUGAACCCGGGACCCUUCGGAAUGGCCCAGACAGGGGUACCAUUUGGUGAGGUGAAUGCUGUCCGCGAUUGGCUGAAGAUCACGGGAGAGGUAGGCCACCCAGCUAACGAGCACCCCAAGCGGCGGAUCAGCGGUCUGGCCUGCACUCAGAGCGAGGUGAGCGGUGCGCGCUUCUGGGGCUUCUUCAGGGAGCUCUGCAGAGAACCCAACAACUUCUUUCGCCACUGUUUUGUACACAACCUCUGCCCACUGAUCUUCAUGAGCGAAUCCGGGAAGAACCUGACUCCACCUGAGCUACCGGCAGCAGAUCGGGACACCCUUCUUUUGCACUGUGAUGCUACGCUGUGCCAAGUGGUCAGCAUCCUUGGGGUGUCUAUGGUAAUCGGAGUGGGCAGAGUUGCGGAGCAGCGAGCUCGCCGAGCUCUUACUGAAGCAGGUAUCUCUGUAAGGGUGGAGGGAAUCAUGCACCCUUCCCCAAGGAACCCACUGGCUAAUAAAGGCUGGGCAGCUGUGGCCAGAACCAAAUUAGAGGAACUGGGGGUGUUAAGUUUGCUCGCCAAGUGACUGCUUCUGCCUCAGCUUUCACUCCUUCAGUGCUUGAGGACAUUCUUACUGCACAUCGUGUUUGAUUUCAGUGCAGGAAAAAAGCAUAUAUGCAUGCACAUGCUAAAUUAUAUGGUGCAUAGUUUUGUAUAGUUUUAAUAGUUUGAAUGUGAAUAUUCUUUUGUGUUUGAAUAGAGCUGUAAAAAAGGUAAUGAUUUUUAUGUAGAAAGAGAGUGGAGGCUCUUCUACGUUUAUUCUUCAUGUUGUUUUAUUGUCAUAACAAAACCUUGUAUGAAAUGAGAACUUUAUAGGAGAAGGAAAAAACUCCCUUAACUUUAAUGUAGCAUGAUAAUAUUUCAAGUUAUUUUGGACCAUGAAACUUUUGCAUAGUGUAAAGCGCAGUGUUCAAUACAAAAAAUAUAUAUGUAAAUCACUAUUAAUAUUUUGAUAUGAAAGUGAUGCUUUACCCUUUUAUUUUUUUAAGGUUUCUAAGGCUUAUUAAGGUUAUGCACAAUAAUAACACGUUCCAAUCAAAGGGUAAUUGGUUUUAUUUAAAUUGGCUCUUCUUUGGGGCCCAUGUCCUACAAAUUUUUGUACUUUUUCCUCCAGAGGUACACUUUUUGUUACUUUAUGUGACUUUAUGCACCAAAAAAAACAGUCAUAAUUGACUUUCCAUAGCCAUUUCCCACUGUAUAUCUCCCUUGGAAUGAAACGGACUGUUUUUGUUAUUGUAAAUAAGCUCUGUGCCUCAUUGUAGAAGCAGUCCAAGCUAAUAACUUUUGCGUGAAAGGACAGAAUAGAAUGAACUAUAGCUAUAGGCUGAAUCGGUGCAUAUAUGUAUGUAUGUAUG